Ostreococcus tauri is the source of this 1989-nucleotide messenger RNA. RefSeq names its product NAD-dependent epimerase/dehydratase. NCBI's taxonomy places the organism in Eukaryota, Viridiplantae, Chlorophyta, Mamiellophyceae, Mamiellales, Bathycoccaceae. Gene Ontology annotation, molecular function: dTDP-glucose 4,6-dehydratase activity. The transcript has 2 exons. Gene Ontology annotation, biological process: nucleotide-sugar metabolic process. The record is from RefSeq and is a predicted model, not a curated record. The coding region runs from base 1 to 1989 and encodes 662 amino acids.
AUGUCGACAACUAUUCUGCUCACGGGUGGUGCGGGUUUCAUCGCCUCGCACGUCGUGCGCUUGCUCGCGGAGAAGUAUCCGAAAUACAAGAUCGUAGUGCUCGAUAAGCUCGACUACUGCGCGAGUAUGAAAAAUCUUGAAAGCACGCGACAUCUGUUAAACGUGGAAUUCAUUAAGGGCGAUAUUCGCUCGGUCGAUCUUCUGAACUUUAUCUUUCAGAAGAACACCAUCGACGUGGUUUUACAUUUCGCCGCCCAAAGUCACGUGGAUAACUCUUUCGGGAACUCGUUCGAGUUCACGAAGAAUAACGUAGAAGGCACGCACGCGCUAUUAGAAGCGACGAAACGCGCGGGGACCGUCACGCGGUUCGUACACGUAUCGACCGAUGAAGUGUACGGUGAAAGUUCUUUUGAACACGAUUCGUCCAACACGGAGCACGCGUCGUUGUUAGCGCCCACGAAUCCGUACUCCGCCACGAAAGCCGGCGCAGAAAUGCUCGUCAUGGCGUACGGACGUUCGUACGGAUUGCCGUUCAUAAUCACGCGCGGGAACAACGUCUACGGCCCGAACCAGUAUCCAGAGAAGGCGAUUCCAAAGUUUUCAAUUCUCGCGGCGACUGGUCAAAAAAUUUCCUUGCACGGCGAUGGUCUCGCCACGCGGUCGUACAUGCACGUGGACGACGCCGCCGCGGCGUUUGACUGCAUCUUGCAUCGCGGGACCGUGUCGCACGUCUAUAACAUAGGCGCACACGAAGAGCGCACGGUGUUGUCUGUCGCUCGGGAUAUCUGUGAAAUAUUGCGUCGUGAUCCCACGGAAACCAUCACGCACGUUCGCGACCGCGCGUUCAACGACAGGCGAUAUUUCAUCGACUGUUCAAAACUUCUCGCUCUCGGUUGGACACAGCGAGUGUCGUGGGAAGAAGGUCUUCGAAAGACUGUCGAAUGGUACUCGACGGAAGAUUUACGGUCGUUCUGGGGUGACUUUGCUCCGGCGUUAACGCCGCAUCCAUCCCUGACGAUUACUCAUUCUUCUACGAGUCUUCAUACUCUCGCCGACGUGAACGAUGCGUGUGCGCCCGAAGAGCUCGUGGAUGAAAAGUCAACGCCCGCCGUGACGUUUCUCAUUUACGGGAAAACGGGUUGGAUCGGUGGGAUGUUGGGUCGUUUACUCGCGGAUCGCAAACUUGCAUACUUUUACGGCGCCGCGCGUUUGCACGACGGAAAAGGCGUUCAAGAAGACAUCGACCGUUGUCGUCCCACUCACAUUUUGAACGCCGCUGGAAUCACGGGGCGUCCAAACGUCGACUGGUGUGAAAGCCACAAACGCGAGGUCGUGCAGACGAAUGUCCUGGGAACACUGAACCUCAUCGACAUCGCGCGUUCGCGAGGAAUCCACGUCACCAAUUUCGCGACGGGGUGCAUUUAUUCCUACGACGACGAACACCCCGUCGGCGGACCGGGUUUCACCGAGACGGACGUCGCAAAUUUCCGAGGGUCGUAUUAUUCAAACACGAAAGCCAUGGUCGAGGAAUUGAUUCAACAGUACGACAACGUCUUGCAGUUGCGCCUGCGGAUGCCGAUUGACGACGACUUGCUCAAUCCUCGAAACUUCAUCUACAAAAUCGCCAACUACGAGAAAGUGGUUGACGUACCGAACUCGAUGACGGUUUUGAACGAACUCGUCCCUCUCGCGAUCGAUGGAGCGCUGAGGAAACUCACCGGAAUUUACAAUUUCACAAACCCCGGCGUCGUAUCUCACAACGAAGUCUUACAACUGUACCGAGAGUACUGCGACGGCGAAUUUACGUGGGAAAACUUUACGCUCGAGGAACAGAGCAAAAUUCUCGCGGCUCCGCGAUCGAACAAUAUGCUCGACACGAAAAAGCUCGAACAGACGUUUCCUGGUUUGUUGGACAUCCGAAGCGCCCUCAUCAAACACGUCUUUGAGAUCAACCGGGCGCGCGGUACUCGUAUCCCAAUUAGGCGCUGA